UCUCAUUUCCUGUCAAACCGACACAUUUCUCAAUGUCUUGACAAGUCAGCGAUUAUUACGAAAUAAAGAAAGCUGCUUUAAAGAAGGAUUUUUGAGAACUUUUUCUGAAACAGAAGAUCCUUGUGAUUCAUGUGGUUAUUUUUGAAACCAUUUUUCAGAAAAUAAUAAAAAUACAACGUUUGGUCUGCAGGAGCUCAAACAGUGAAAAUGGCAUCACUAUCUGCAGAAGAACUUUCUUGUCCUGUGUGUUAUGAAAUCUUCAAGACUCCUGUCGUUUUGUUGUGUAGUCACAGUUUCUGUAAAGAGUGUCUUCAACAGUUCUGGAGAAUCAAGAAAACUCAGGAGUGCCCUGUCUGCAGGAGAAGAUCCUCAAAUGAACAUCCUCCAGUUAAUCUUGUGUUAAAAAACUUGUGUGAGUCGUUCCUGAAGGAAAAAAAUGAGAGGCGUUCAUCAGGGUCUGAGGAGAUCUGCAGUUUACACAGUGAGAAACUCAAACUCUUCUGUCUGGAGGACAAACAGCCUGUGUGUGUAGUGUGCAGAGAUUCACAGAAACACAUCAGUCACACAUUCAGACCCAUCAAUGAAGUGGCUUCAUCAUAUAAGGAGGAGCUCAAUACAGCACUGAAGUCCAUACGUGGAAAACUUAAACACAAAGAAAACAUUAAGGGAGAGUUUGAGAAAACUGUUCAACACAUCAGGUCUCAAGCUGAGCACACAGAGCUUCAGAUUAAACAGCAGUUUGAGAAGCUUCACCAGUUUCUCAGAGAUGAAGAAGAAGCUACAAUCACUGCACUGAGGGAGGAAGAGGAGCAGAAGAAGCGGAUGAUGAAGGAGAAGCUGGAGGAGAUGAAAAGACACAUCUCAGCUCUUUCACACACAAUCAGAGACAUGGAGGAGAUGAUGAAAGCCAAUGACGUCUGCUUUCUGAAGGAGUUUACAGUCUCAAUGGAAAGAGUCCAGAGCUCACAACCGGAUCCACAGAUGGCUUCUGGAGCUUUGAUUCAUGUGCCACGUUAUUUGGGCAACCUGCCGUUCAGAGUCUGGAAGAAAAUGCAGGACAUCGUCCAAAACACUCCUGUGAUUCUGGAUCCAAACACGGCUCAUCCAGAUCUCGUCAUGUCUGAUGAUCUGACCAGUGUGAGACACAGCGGGAACAAACAACCUUUUCCUGAUAAUCCAGAGAGAUUUGACUGGUAUCACUGUAUUCUGGGUUCAGAGGGUUUUACCUCAGGAACACACUGCUGGGAUGUGGAGGUUAAUGGCAGUUCACCCUGGGGUCUUGGAGUAACUACAGCAUCAAACCAGAGGAAGGGAUAUGAUUUCUUUGACACUGAUAUCUGGAGUGUGGAGUACGAGCUGCCUUUAGGUUCUGGUUUUCCUGUUGAACAGGAUCUUGAUUGUGUGAGAGUGAAUCUGGACUAUGACAGAGGAACGGUGUCAUUUUCUGAUCCUGUAACUAACACACAUCUACACACAUUCACAACCAACUUCACUGACAAACUCUUUCCAUUCUUCUGGUGUUAUGACAGAUUUACCUCUUUCAGGAUUUUACCAGAUAAACUGAUGUAACUUGUACUAUCUUACAUAUUUAGUCUGUGGUAGUGUUGUCACGGUACCAAAAUUCCAGUAGUGGGUACCAAUACCAUUAAAAAUUUACGGUUCUCAGUACCAAUUUCGGUACCACAGGAAAAUCCAACUAGUGCUCGCUGCAGAGCAUAAUGACCUCCAGCUCCACCUCUCUGGAGCUCAAGGGUGGAGUUUAACCUGUUUAAUGGGUGGAGAGAUAGGGUUAUGGGUAGGGUUAGGGUGUGGUUGGGGGAUGCAGCUCCACCCAUCAUGCCCACAGUAGGUCAAGAGAGGGGGAGCUGGAGGUUAUGGCUCUGCAGUGUGUUUUUCUUCUCGGAAAAUCUGUUGGAACUUUUUUUUUUUUUUAACUAGCCUAUUUUAAAAACAUAUUAAAUAUUAUAAUAUUACAUUAUAAAAUAUAUACAUAUAAAUAUUUGGAGUGUGUGCAUAGAUACCUCAAUGAAAUAAAUUAUGAAAUAUAAAAAAUAAAUAAAUAAAUAAACAAAUGCUCAAACAUCCAUUUUGUAAUAGACGUGCGUUUAUUUGAGAUAUUCCGUCAGUGAAACGACACACUACAGCCUGUAAAAACUAUGAAAUAAAUAUCAGUAAAUAAUGGUAACCUAAAUAAUAAGAAAGUUAAGUAUUAUUCUAAAAAACAUUCGUUUUAUUUCCACACAAAGAUGCGUCAUAUAGACUACCGCUCUGUUCUUUGAGAGGGAUGUGGGGCACGAGCAGGAAAGGAUCAUUUCUCUUUAAUAAUAUCUUCAUGUUAUCUCCUGAUGUUACAAGCAACUGACACUUGUUGUAAAAGGUCUGAAGAGCUAGUUUUAUCUUCAGCAGGGGCAAGACAUUCAGGCUAUGUUUGAUUUUGCGCUGCCAGACAAAGCUAAACUAAAAAUCACCAGCGUGUGUGAAGCGCUAUACAAAUAAACUUGACACGCCUUAUAAAGUCUAAUAACAAGCACAAACUGUGUUAAAUAGAAAUUGACGUGCAAGCAAAAAGAUUUCUGUCCUACGGUGUUUUUUCUACUUUACCUCAGUAAAUAAUGCGAAUAUAAUAGGCCUUAAAGCGAACGAAAGAAAUGUUUAUAAUCCCCUGCGUGAGUGGAGAUUUGGGUAAAGAAACAGAGAUUCCAUGUUCAGUGGAAUAACUAAUGGAAUAUUGUUAAAUUCUCUCAUCGGUUGACCAGAUCGCGAUUCGCAAAGCUUGAAUGUAUGGACUCGUACCUCUCUCAUUCGGCAUGAACUAAAAUGUUUCCAUGGCUGCGAUGUCACAUUUAAUUGCUAACC
Ctenopharyngodon idella (grass carp) is the source of this 2856-nucleotide messenger RNA. Its product is annotated as nuclear factor 7, ovary-like. Gene Ontology annotation, molecular function: protein binding; zinc ion binding. The record is from RefSeq and is a predicted model, not a curated record. NCBI's taxonomy places the organism in Eukaryota, Metazoa, Chordata, Actinopteri, Cypriniformes, Xenocyprididae. The transcript has 6 exons. The coding region runs from base 208 to 1569 and encodes 453 amino acids.